CAGACGGAGCAUCAGAAGUUUUCAUAACAAGUCGUCGAGGCGGAACCCGGAGGCAGAUAAGAAGUAACCACAAAAAUGAUUAGUGCGACUAUAAGAGGAGCUUUACGGCCGUGCAGAAAUCUGCUGGAAGUGCGAAGUUCACCUGCACUACAGGCAGUGAGAAACAGAUCACAUUUGCCUCUUAACACUGUCGUGCUGUUUGUACCACAACAAGAGGCUUGGGUUGUGGAACGAAUGGGAAAAUUCCAUCGGAUACUUGAACCUGGAAUUAAUGUACUGAUUCCAUUCUUAGACCGAGUCAGAUAUGUACAAAGCUUAAAGGAAAUUGCCAUAGAUGUUCCAAAACAAGCUGCAAUUACUUCUGAUAAUGUGACAUUGAGUAUAGAUGGUGUGUUGUAUCUGCGUAUUUUGGAUCCAUACCGAGCAAGUUAUGGAGUAGAAGAUCCAGAAUUUGCCAUAACACAGCUAGCACAAACAACAAUGAGGUCAGAAUUGGGAAAAAUUUCCCUGGAUUAUGUAUUCCGUGAGAGAGAAAAUUUAAAUAUUGGCAUUGUUGAGGUAAUCAACAAAGCCUCAGAAGCUUGGGGCAUCACUUGUCUCCGUUAUGAAAUCCGAGACAUCAAACUUCCUGCUCGGGUUCAAGAAGCUAUGCAGAUGCAGGUUGAAGCUGAAAGACGAAAACGAGCAGCCAUUCUUGAAUCUGAGGGAGUGAGAGAAGCUGAGAUCAAUGUUGCCGAGGGAAAACGACAAGCUCGGAUUUUAGCAUCAGAGGCUGAGAAGAUAGAGCAAAUCAAUACAGCUGAAGGUCAAGCCCAAGCCCUGGGGAUUGUCAGCCAGGCUCUUGAACAUAAGGAAGGUCUCAAUGCAGCAUCAUUAUCAACAGCACACUCCUAUAUCCAGGCAUUCCAGAACAUGGCUACUAAGAACAACACUUUAAUUUUGCCAGCUAAUGUUUCUGAUGUAACUGGCAUGGUUGGAACUGCUGUGACUGCUUAUAAAACCCUUUCAAAAACCUUCCUCACCUUGUCUGACAAAGAGGAAUCUGGAAGCAAUUCUAAAUUAGGAAAUGAGGAAGACGCUGUUGGUAAACCAUAAAAUCCAUUGUAUAUAUAUGUUUGCAGAAAGAGAAUGUUUUGUUUGUGGGAAAAUGUUUAAUAGAAUGCAAAGUCUUGUACUUUACAAGUAGUUCAAGCCUAGUGUAAUAUUUCUUUCCAUAGGUACUCUCGAGUUUUUGUGUAUGAUUUAAACUUAAUCAAAUAAAAUUUGAACCUUCCA
This is a messenger RNA of Penaeus chinensis, 1275 nucleotides long. It is a transcript of the gene Stoml2, whose product is annotated as stomatin-like protein 2, mitochondrial. Bases 76 to 1095 code for a protein of 339 amino acids. Lineage: Eukaryota; Metazoa; Arthropoda; Malacostraca; Decapoda; Penaeidae. The transcript has 8 exons. The record is from RefSeq and is a predicted model, not a curated record. Gene Ontology annotation, cellular component: membrane.